Piliocolobus tephrosceles (Ugandan red Colobus) is the source of this 1557-nucleotide messenger RNA. RefSeq names its product leucine rich repeat containing 74B (gene LRRC74B). Gene Ontology annotation, cellular component: microtubule. The record is from RefSeq and is a predicted model, not a curated record. Lineage: Eukaryota; Metazoa; Chordata; Mammalia; Primates; Cercopithecidae. Gene Ontology annotation, molecular function: GTP binding; structural constituent of cytoskeleton. Gene Ontology annotation, biological process: microtubule-based process.
AUGCUGGAACCCCCUAGGGAGGCAGGGAGGCUAAAUGCCUACAAGGCGCCCAAGCUAGUGCAUGGCCCGUGGCGCGUGCAGUUUACCCUCUCAGGCGGGGAACCUCAGCUGCGGCGAGCCACGGUUUCUACGGCAACCAACAACACCGGGUUGCCGGGGCGACCGCCGCUAGGGAGCUCGUCGCUAAUUGCCGUGGCGGACGCCAGUCGAUGGACGCCACAUUCGAUUGGCUGCGAAAGGGCCUUAACCGUGAGUGGUUCCUGCGAGAGGUCUGGGAAGGAUGAAGAGCAGGAGGAAGAGGCGACGGCGGCCUAUGGACGUCUUGCAGAGGUCCCCGAGGCCAAGGAGGGUCCCGAGGCCGAUUCGGACUCCGACCUGGAGACGGAAGGCACCCAUGGGCUUGGAGAACUGAUCAGGGACACCCUCUACCUGAGGUCCUGCUGGAUCCAUAGCAUUGUGCCCAUCUUCUGCUUUCUGUGCCAAGGGAGCGCCCCAGAGCUGAACCUGCCGCAUGGUGGCCUGGGGCCCCAGGUGGGAAGCAGGGUACUUUCCAGGUCGGGGACCUCCAAUCUAUAUGUCAAGUAGCUGAAACUCUGGGACAAUGGGCUCUAUGAGGCAGGUACAGAGGCCCUGGCAGGUGCCCUGAGCAAAAGCAGCAGCAUCUGUGAUGUGGACCUGUUGGAGAACCAGCUGGGAGUGGCAGGAGCCCAGGCCCUCUGUGCCACCCUCACUGUGAAUCAGGCCAUGUGGAAGAUACAGAUGUCAGGGAAUGGCCUGGAGGAGGAGGUGGCCCAGUACCUUGCUGAACUCCUGCUGGCCCACACAGACCUGAAGUCCCUGGACCUGAGCUGUAACAAGCUGAAUGAGCAAGCAGGUGAAGUGCGCACAGGGAUCUACAGGCAGCUCUUCCACCCGGAGCAGCUGACCACUGACAAGGAAGAUGCAGCCGGUAAUUACUCCAGAGGCCAUUACACCAUCGGCAGAGACUUAGUCCUGGACCAGAUCCACAAACUGGCGGAUCUGUGCACCGGACUGCAGGGCUUCCUCAUCUUCCACAGCUUUGGGGGCGGCACUGGCUCUAGGUUCGUGCCUCUGCUCAUGGAGUGGCUCUCGGUGGACUACGGGAAGAAGUCCAAGCUAGAGUUUGCCAUUUCCCCAGCCCCCCAGGUCUCCACAGCCGUGGUGGAGCCCUACAGCUCCAUCCUGACCACCUACAUGACCCUGGAACAUUUUGACUCUACCUUCAUGGUCGACAGCAAAGCCACCUAUGACAUGUCGGUGCAACCUGAUCUCGUCCUUGUGGGAGACCUGGCCAAGGUGCAGUGGGUGGUGUGCAUGCUGAGCAACACCAUGGCCAUCGCGGAGGCCUGGGCCUGCCUGGAUCAUAAGUUCGGCCAAGUGCGCCUUAGUGCACUGUCAGAGGUCUUCCGGAAGCGAGCUGCCGCCCCCGCGGCUUUCGAGGCUCCCAGGACACCGCAGCUUUCCGCUCCCGGGCCGACCCGUACACUGGGGCCGCUCCAUCGUGCUGGGGUGUUUACGGAGAAGAGUGAGGCCUGA